UGAGCUGCUAAUCCGUCGCUAACGAAGAAACUGUCUGGUGGAGGCGGACCGAAAUAAACAAGCUUGUUGGAAACCUUGAGCACCAACCAUGUCACAGCUGAGUGGGAAAGUCCAGACCGUCCUGGGUCUAGUUGAUCCGGACCAACUUGGCCGCACUAUGACCCAUGAGCACCUGACCAUGAGCUUCGAGUGCUGCUACUUCCCUCCUCCUCCAGGCGAUGAAGCAGUGGCAGAGAACCCCUUCCACAUGCAGCACAUGCACUGGCUGAGACAGAACCCGUACAGUUCUCACGAGAACCUGCUGCUGCUGCAGGAGACCAACGCGGUGAGGGACGAGCUGCUGGUCUACAGGAAGGCCGGCGGGGGCACCAUAGUGGAGAACACCACCACCGGCAUCGACCGAGACCUGCCCACCCUCCGGCAGCUGGCGAAGGAGACCGGGGUCCACAUUGUCGCAGGAGCCGGGUACUACGUGGACUGCACCCACACCGAGGCCACAAAGAGGAUGAGUGUGGAGAAGCUCACAGAUAUCAUUGUCAGCGAGGUGCUUCAGGGCGCUGACGGCACCGACAUCCGCUGCGGCGUGAUCGGAGAGAUCGGAACCGGCUGGCCAAUCACAGAGAGCGAGACGAAGGUGCUGAAGGCGACCGCUCACGCUCAGGCCCAGCUCGGCUGCCCUGUCAUCAUCCAUCCCGGCAGGAACCCCGCCGCUCCAGCUGAAGUUGUCCGGAUCCUUCAGGAGGCUGGCGGGGACAUUAGCAGAACUGUCAUGUCACAUCUGGACAGGACCAUAUUUGAUGAGGGGGAACUGCUGGAGUUUGCAAAGCUGGGCAGUUAUCUGGAGUACGAUCUGUUUGGAACAGAGAUGCUAAACUACCCGUACAACCUGGAGUUGGACAUGCCCAGUGACAGCCAGAGAGUGCAGACCUUGGCGUUCCUUGUGAAGGAGGGCUACGAGGACAAGAUAUUGGUGGCACACGACAUCCACACCAAGAACCGUCUCACCAAAUAUGGCGGCCACGGCUACUCUCACAUCCUGAAAAACAUCGUGCCAAAGAUGCUGACGAGGGGCAUCUCCCAGCACCAGGUGGAUAAGAUCCUCAUCGACAACCCAAAAUGCUGGUUGACCUUUAAAUAAAGCAACAACGCUAAAACUGAAGGACCGGUAGACAUUGUUCUGCUAUGUCAUUUUAUUUGAUGAAGAAGACAAACACCCUACAGUUACAGCUUUGCGAUUUUAGCAAUAAUCACUGUCGCAGAGGGGUCUUCAAUGUGCUUCACAGCCUCGAUUUUUUUUGUGUGUAAAUUUGUCUUUAUGAUCGUUGAUUGUAAUUUUGCAGCAAAGCUGAAUGUUAUGUUUCUGUCUUUUCAAUGGGAAAUGAUCACGAGCUGCUGUUUCAUCCAACUGAAAGAGUUUUGAAAGAGGCGUUAUUAAUCAAAACUUGAUUUACAUUUGUAAUAAUACAUGAUUAACUUUGUAAGCUUAUUAUGUGAAAGCGCUUUGCAGGAUCACGGUGCCUCUCGUACUUAACCUUGUCCCACACGUCACAACAAAAAAAAAGCUUUUUAGUCGGCAGGAAGGUAAAUUCAAUCUAAGACAAAUAUUUCCCUCUCUGGUGCUUAAAAACGUGGUGCUAAAUGAAUUUGUCAACUUCAAUGUCAACGCCGCUGCUGCUUUCUUUGAAUUUCUAAGCGACGUCUCCGCUAACACACUUUCUGGGGAUGAAAGCAACAAGCGUGUUGGUAAUCAGUAUGCUGCUCUGCUCUCGACACGAUGCGGCUGUGUUAGAUGAGUUGUCCUGUUGCCCCUCAGUGGGUGUCUGGGUGUCUCUGGGAGGCUGAGUGGCUGGCAGGCCCCAGAUGAAGGACAUGUUCUCCUCUCAUCUGGGAACAGGUGGCCUCACAGGGUGACUCCUCACCACAGGAUCAGGAUCAUCCGCAGUACCCCAACAACUGUAUAACUUUGAUUAAGCUUUAGAGAGAAUUGACAAAGUGAGGCAGAGGACUGGAGUUUUACACAUUAUUUUAACACGGUCUUAUACAGAGGGGCUUCACAAUCAGCAGGCAGAUAUACAGUAUGACUAACCCCGAGACCGCCCUGGUGCCCAAACCAUGCAGCUGUCAUAUAUGGAGACAAGAAAAUGAGUUUCAGUGAUUUUCUUCAGACAAAAAAAAAACAUCAGAAUGGCCCUAAACAGUAUCUUAUAAAGUUUUUAAAUGUCACUUUUAUAAUCAUGCAUCAAUACCGCUUUUACAUGUCACUCAAAAAAUGUGACCACUCUUAAAUAUGUUAAAAAAUAAAGCACGCAUGGACUA
Molecule: messenger RNA, 2316 nt
Organism: Labrus mixtus (cuckoo wrasse)
Lineage: Eukaryota; Metazoa; Chordata; Actinopteri; Labriformes; Labridae
Gene: pter
Product: phosphotriesterase related
Exons: 5
Coding region: 89-1138 (349 amino acids)
Biological process (GO): catabolic process
Molecular function (GO): zinc ion binding
Source: RefSeq, a predicted model, not a curated record